AUGAAUACCAUUCUGUUGUUCGCUGUAGCAGUACUUGGAAUCCUUUCCGACUGUUGUGGACAUAUCAUAUAUCAUCGAAGGAAAAUUGUAUCACCGCUCAUCCACCGUCGUGUUGUCAUUCCUCAUCGAAUUUAUAUUCACAGGUAUCCCACCUAUAUGGUCCGAAAAGGUAUGGGGACUAUCUACCCAACAAAAGGCCAUGGACCUUUCUACAGACCAAGCUUUCCUGCUAACAUAAAUACAUUUCAUCCGCAAGCGACGGUAACACCAAACUUUAUAGUCCCUUCAAGUGACCUUGGGUUGAAUAAGAGGUAUGUUUUCCCCACUACUGGCGGUACCAUCAACCAUGAAAACAGCGGUAUCGUAAAUACGGGAUUCGUUGUUCCCCGAGAAGCUGGAGUUAUCCCUAGUGAUGUGAAUGUUGUUGGGACACCAGAUUUUGCUAGUUCCGUACCAACAUUCCCAAAUCUUGGCAUCAACUCCAUGUUUGAUACUGGAGACAAAAUACUGAUUUCGGGAGUCGAGACCGGUAUAGGCUUUAAGACCAAAGAUGUGGAUGCUGAUGGGAAACCAGUCGUUCAAGAACAAAACAAAAACGGAGAUCAAGCAACAACACCAGACUCUCCAUCAUCUGACACAGGAAUCAGUUCCAUAGUCGUUACAGAUCCCGGUAAUGGAGAGGAGCUCCCAAUUAUAACUCCAGUGAUCAUUACUGAUGCAUCCGAUUCCAACCUCCCUGACACGGGACUUCCCGACAUGACAUUUCCUGAAAUAGGAUUACCUGACACUAACAAAAUUUUCCCCGGAGUCGAAGGAGAAAAACAGAACUCGAGCUGCCAUCAGACUGGUUGUGAUACUGGAGCUGAGUGUGUAUUUGCGGAGGAAUACAUUUGUCCUAGCUACAUUCCCUCCGUUGCGUGCGAGUGUCGCCUGGGAUGUCGCCUCGACUAUACCUUUAUCCCUCUGGGUGGAUCUAUCACGAUCGACGUUUGCGGAAACACGUGCUCCUGUAAUAACAUGUAUGGCGCGGCUGAAUGUACACAACGCAUGUGUAAACCAGAAGAUCCAACAAUUUCCAUUACGGGAACAGUUUCAUCAGAUGCUGAUCUCGGAGGGUUCCAAGGCGCAUUCGAUAGCCUUCCUACAGCAAAGAUCGACAGCGGAUUUGAAAUUUCAGCUAGUUCCUCAAAUCGUGUCACAGUCCCGGAAUUGCAACAAUUUAUCGAACCUAUGAAUGUGGUGGAAAAAAUUGUAAACGAUUCUUCAUUACCAGAAACUGUCUCUCAAAAACCUGGGGAUGAACUAAACAACGUUACCGGAAUUUCAAAUACAGACGUUACUACAACUAGAGAACUUUCGACAGAAUCUCCUUUGGUUUAA
Messenger RNA from Ylistrum balloti, 1380 nucleotides. RefSeq lists its product as uncharacterized. NCBI's taxonomy places the organism in Eukaryota, Metazoa, Mollusca, Bivalvia, Pectinida, Pectinidae. The coding region runs from base 1 to 1380 and encodes 459 amino acids. The transcript has 3 exons. The record is from RefSeq and is a predicted model, not a curated record.